AUGUUGCGCUCGCCUCGGUGUGUCUUUGUCGGCAACAUCCCUUACGAUACUACCGAGGAACAGCUCCGUCAGAUCUGUGAGGAGGUCGGGCCCGUGGUUUCCUUUCGGCUGGUGACAGACAGGGAGAGUGGCAAGCCCAAGGGGUACGGCUUCUGCGAGUACAGGGACGAGGAGACAGCACAGAGCGCGAGGCGGAACCUCAACGGAUACGAUAUCAACGGCCGGCAGCUCAGAGUUGACUUUGCCGAGAGCGACAAGAGCGGCCAGCAAACGGGAAAAGGAGGACCCAGUGCCCCAGGAACCCAAGGAUACGGGUCCACUCAACAGCAGCAGCAACAACAGCAACAGCAGCAACAGGAACAGCAGCAUCUCGGCCGGUACCCCUACCAGCAGCAGCAGCAGCGCCGCUCUCCUCAACCAGACUCCUCAUUAUCCCAACAAUCGUAUCCGUCUCCCCCUUUAGAGUCACUCACUCAACCCAUCGGGUUUCCCGCUGCGAUAGAAGCAGCUUUCUUUGUAGCACAAGCGCUGGGAGCGCCACCACCGGUAGUUGUGAGGAAGCCGAGGAAGGGAGAUAUGGCGACACCAGGAGGUGGGGAUGCUGAGUCAGCAGACCCGUUGACCAAUCAGCUCGCAGGGAUGUCCAAGCAGCAACUAUACGACCUGCUGGCGCAGAUGAAGGUGCUGAUUCAGACGAACCGGUCACAAGCACGAGCCAUUUUGGUGGAGAACCCUCAGCUCGCCAAAGGCCUGUUUCAAGUAGUCUUCUUAAUCUGGUCUCUGUAUCGCCUCCCUCCGCUCAACCCGCUGCCUCUUUUCUCCAUCCAUCCCCUGCGUUCCUCUGGUUCCCCUAUCCUCCCCUCUCUGCCUCUCCUCCCCUCUCUGCCUCUCCUCCCCUCUCUUCCGCUCUCUCCCCUCCCUUCCCGUCCCCCCAACCUUCCCCCCCAAUCAGCGGCCCCAAGGGGGUCCCCCUCUCCCACAAGGCCCCCCUCCCCCACACCAGGGGCGACAGCAGGAGAUGAGGGGCAGAGGAGGAGGGUAUGGUCGGCCGCACCCCUACCAGGACCAAGGCCAGCCUCCAAUGGACCCGUAUGGCCAGCCGCAGUUCAUGACGCCCCCCUCUACCCCCUAGACGCGCCCCCGCUCCCCCCCCAUCCUCCCCCCGCUGCUGCAGCUGCGCCUGGGGGUGGUGGGGGCUAUAUGGAAGCGCCGUCAGGGGGGCCGUUGAGGGGAAUGGGGAGGGGGGCGAGAGGCGGGGAAAUGAGGGGAGGGGAGAUGGGGGGGAUGGGCGCAGGGGGGAUGAGAGGGAUGGGGGGUGGGCCUGGGUAUGGGCCUGGGGGAGGGGGAGGGGGAGGUGGGGGAGGGUAUGGAAGGGGAGGGAUGCCAGAGCCACCACUGCCAUCACCAGUUCCUGCUGCUGCUCCUGAGCCGGUAUUGGACGUGGAGCAACAGAAGGCCCUCCUGGCUCAGGUGAUGAGCCUGACACCUGAGCAGGUGAACGCCCUCCCACCUGACCAACGUGCCCAGGUGCUGCAGCUGCAGCAGGCUCUGGGCAGGUGA
Closterium sp. Yama58-4 is the source of this 1560-nucleotide messenger RNA. The record is from the annotation of a GenBank genome assembly. Lineage: Eukaryota; Viridiplantae; Streptophyta; Zygnematophyceae; Desmidiales; Closteriaceae.